AUGUUCAAGGCUGGGGCGCAGCUAAGGAUGAGGUGGAAGCUUUGCGACCGUGUAAAACGUUCCAAUCGAGGAGAAAGGAUUUCCCUCUUCGCUCAGAACGUUUUACACGGUCGCAAAGACUGCAACACAUCCUAA
Messenger RNA from Haemonchus placei, 135 nucleotides. NCBI's taxonomy places the organism in Eukaryota, Metazoa, Nematoda, Chromadorea, Rhabditida, Trichostrongylidae. The record is from the annotation of a GenBank genome assembly.